Protopolystoma xenopodis is the source of this 993-nucleotide messenger RNA. Lineage: Eukaryota; Metazoa; Platyhelminthes; Monogenea; Polystomatidea; Polystomatidae. The record is from the annotation of a GenBank genome assembly.
GAGGUCAGCAAGGAUACUUCCGACUACUCGAUGCUUAACUACGCCUCUCUUCCUACCGAACUCGGCUUGCCGCCUCUGGGUCUCAUUGAACCUAGCCUGUAUGAUCCAUUUUUUAAUGAGCAUUCGCACCAUCAUCGCCAUCACCACCGGCAUCAUCAUCACCACCACUAUCAACUAUCACAUCACCAUGCUUUCGGCAACCCUUCCGGUAGCGGCAUUAUCCCCAUCACAGCCGGCGAUUUCAACAAUACGAGCAGUUCUGCUUCGAGCAACAAAUUAGUAUUGGAACCUCGUAUCCCCGGUCCUAACCUGAUACUUCCUAUGCUAAUCCAAACUAGAGAGGCCGAAUCGAUCUCACAAUCUGAGUCCAGUGACGACCGAAGGCCUAGAAACAGGUCCAUUUGUUGCCGACCCCCGCUAUUAACCCCAACGUUUUGUGCUUCGGACCAACCGGCACUUGGAAUAAUGACUAGUAUUUCUUCGCCACCUACAUCCUCUCUGUCUUUCGGUACUUCUACCAUGCAGAUGCAUGCAACGAAUCAGUCGCCUUCUACUUCUACCUUACCCAGCACCCCUGCGACUCAUGCAUCUCAACCGCUGGAUGUCCGAUUUUCCACUGUCCAUACCCGCUACUCGGAGUUGUGUCAUGAUCUACACGCCUUUUAUCCGCUGCGCUAUACACUUCACCCUCACCAUCAUCACCACAAUUCACCCAAGCAGAAACAGUCUCAGAAAGCCGCACCAUUUCAUUUUUCAUCACCGGAGGCGGUGGCAGCAGUAGCUGCUGGUCAGAGUAUGGCUAUUACGCCGUUCAUUCCUGAUAGCGUAAUACAGUCGGUACAUCGUCUUCUCUGGUAUAACCAAGAAAAAAUCGGCGACUACCUGUCUAGUAGCCGCGAUAGAAAGGCUGUAGGUAGGCGCCCGUUCGACAAAAUGGUCACUCUUCUUGCACAUCUAGGACCACCUGAGCACCGAUUCUUUGAAUCACAGUGA